This is a messenger RNA of Acanthopagrus latus (yellowfin seabream), 2264 nucleotides long. It is a transcript of the gene lrrc28, whose product is annotated as leucine rich repeat containing 28. The record is from RefSeq and is a predicted model, not a curated record. Lineage: Eukaryota; Metazoa; Chordata; Actinopteri; Spariformes; Sparidae. Gene Ontology annotation, molecular function: protein binding. Bases 250 to 1359 code for a protein of 369 amino acids. The transcript has 10 exons.
CGUGACCUUUGAACUGAGACGUGACUGUGACGUCUUACGUUGUUUACGGUAGAUAACCGCUGCUGUUGAACAACUUAGCGUUGACUUAGGUGCUUUUUAUAAACAUGCAUUUGGCUUUUAGCGCACCAUGACCACUUUUUUCACAUAAUUAGCAAAAAAUGGGCCAGAACUAUUAAGGGAACAGUAAUGCCAUAAAGGCACACCACUGCCUUUUCUGCUCGCACCGGGGAGCAGAGGUUUCCCUCAGAGAUGGCUGCUGAACUCCAUGAGGCUAUUUUCAUCGCCAAGCAGGAGCGCCACAAAAACCUGUUUCUUAACUACAGAAACCUGAACAAUUUCCCAGUUGAGCUGCUGAGGGAUGAAGGCCUGCAGUUUCUGGAGAGAUUAUACAUGAAGAGGAACUUACUCACUACACUGCCUGAUAAUCUUGCUCAGAAGCUCCCAAAUCUUAUUGAACUGUAUUUGCACUCUAACAACAUAGUCAUAAUUCCUGAAGCUAUAGGAAACCUGGCCAGACUGCAAUCAUUGGACCUGAGCAACAACGCCCUUCAGUUCCUCUGUCCAGAGAUCGGUCGGUUGAGGUCUCUGCGGCACCUGAGGCUGUCCAAUAACCAACUGAAGUGCCUUCCUCCAGAGAUCGGUGAUCUGCAGGAAUUGGAGACUCUGGAUGUUUCGAUGAACCAGCUGACAUCUCUACCACAUCGGCUGCACCGCUGUGUGUCUCUGCAGAAUCUAACAGCCGACCACAACCGGCUGAGCCACGUUCCCCGGCAGCUCUGCUGGCUCCACCGCCUCAACCAGCUCUCCAUGGCUGCCAACCGGCUGACCUUCCUACCGCUCGAUCUGGGCAGAUCACGGGAGCUGCAGUUUGUGUUUGUCGACAACAAUGUGGACCUAAAAGGCCUUCCCUCCUACUUGUACAACAAGGUCAUCGGCUGCAGCGGGUGCGGAGUGUCAGGCCAGGUGUUGGAGGGUGACCUGGGUGGGGUGCUGGGUGGGGCGCUGAGUGAGGCUCUGGUUGGGCUUCCAGCUGAAGUGAGGGUGGUGGGCACAGAAACAGAUAAUGUGGUUCCCCUGGAGGAGCUCACCAUGAGAACCCUGCACCGCAUGUGCCACUACCAACCCACAGACGUCAACAUGCUGCCUCCCAUCAGUCUCCCAAAGAGCCUGCUGGACCUGCUGCAGUUCCCUCUGGGCCACUGCCACCGCUGCAGUCAGGCCAUGUUCACCACCAUCUACCCCAAACUCUUCCCCCUGCGUGACACCGCACUGGCAGGAGUGCACCGCAGGACGACUGUGAGUUUUGUGGCCUAUUGCUGCUCGAGUCACUGCCUCCGCAUCUUUGACCUCCAGGGAUGACAAGGUUUCCUUCGUCUCUGACGCAUACACUCAGGAGCUGUGGAGUGGUUUUUCUGAAGGUCACAGAGGACGACUUGUAAUCUGUGUGGAUCUUGAUGUUCUGAGUGCAUCACUGAAGGAGUUCUAUGUUUGAUUGACAUUACUAAGAACCACGGAGAAGCAGCCUGUGUGGGUGACUGGUGGGUCAGAUGAUUCUGCAACGUUUUAACACAAAAGACUCAAAUAUACAUGAUGUUCCUGAGUCUGACCAAGUAAGCAGCAUUCCUACUUGUGUGGUGGGGAUCAAAAUGAUAAUAUUGCACUUAGGCGCUCAUUCAACAAGCUCUGUCUAGAAACUAACAGUAUUAGAUCUGAAGUUACAACUCACAAAUGAGCACUUUUUAAAAAAAACAAGCACUGCUUGAUUUGUAUUAAAUCAGUGAUUGUUCACAGAGAAGAUUAUUGCAGCAGACACAUCCUGUUGACUGCAGAGUUGUAUUUUGAGGUAUUAAGAUUUUGUAGCACAGCUUGUUUUAUUGAUUACUGAUGAAAACUUGAAUGGUUAUCAUUUUUUUUAAAAAGUGUACAAAUCAGUUUGAUAUGUGUCAUUUUCAGCAGCAAGUGUGGGGACUUGUCGGUCAGCUCCUUAACAGAAGCCAUCGAGUCAUGUAAUCAGUAAAAAAAAAAUGUUUUUUUUGUAUUUGCAUAAGCUUAAAUGCAGCCUGUGAAAAAAUGUGCAACACCUUGUACAGGUGUCAUGCCUGCAGACUUGGUUACAGUCAAACAUUUCUGUCUUCAUCUGUAAGAAAUAAGAUUUAUACACGUCAGACUCACUGUGUAAUAUUCAUUGCUACGCUGUGCAAUUUUAAUACAUCAUUUGUUUGGAUUGUUUCAUUGGCAGUAAAUGUUCUGAUGUUUGACUCUCA